AUAGUUUUGGUCUGAUUCUAUUUCCAUUGCUGACGCUUCCAAUCGUGGUGGAGGAGGAGCUGCCGUGGAUCAUCAUUCCGAGGCUUCGUCUCCUUCUUCCCUCUCUGCCGGUGCCGGAAAUGGUGCAAAAGCGGGACGUGGUGGUGUUAGUAGUAGUAGUCAGGUUGAUGCAUUGGCCGCUGGUAUCGGAAAUUUGAACUUCGAGGAGACUGGAGAUGAUGAUGGUUUCGAUUAUGGUCAGAAUGAUUUCACGGAGCACGCUUGUAAGUAUUGUGGUAUCUCGAACCCUGCUUGCGUGGUUAGGUGUAAUGUGGCUUCCUGUAGAAAGUGGUUCUGCAAUUCAAGGGGGAACACCUCGGGCUCGCAUAUUGUGAAUCAUCUGGUUCGAGCUAAACACAAGGAAGUUUGUCUCCAUAGAGACAGUCCACUAGGGGAAACAAUUCUUGAAUGCUACAACUGUGGGUGUCGAAAUGUCUUUCUCCUCGGUUUCAUCUCAGCAAAGACAGACAGUGUCGUCGUCCUUCUCUGUAGAGAUCCUUGUUUAAAUGUUAAUGCCCUCAAGGAUAUGAACUGGGACCUAAGUCAGUGGUGUCCCUUGAUUGACGAUAGGUGUUUCCUCCCCUGGCUUGUUAAGGUCCCAUCAGAGCAGGAACAGCUGCGGGCAUGCCAAAUUAGCGCACAGCAAAUAAACAAGAUAGAGGAAUUAUGGAAGACAAAUCCGGAUGCUACUCUUGAAGACUUUGAAAAACCUGGUGUAGACGAUGAACCUCAGCCUGUUCAACCUAAGUAUGAAGAUGCAUAUCAGUAUCAAAAUGUGUUUGCACCUCUAAUCAAGCUUGAAGCAGACUAUGAGAAGAUGAUGAAAGAGUCUCAAAGCAAGGAAAACCUCACAGUUCCCGAUUUGAUUAGAACAUUUCCCGAUUUGAACUUUUGAUGCAGGAG
Molecule: messenger RNA, 942 nt
Organism: Camelina sativa (false flax)
Lineage: Eukaryota; Viridiplantae; Streptophyta; Magnoliopsida; Brassicales; Brassicaceae
Source: RefSeq, a predicted model, not a curated record